Molecule: messenger RNA, 336 nt
Organism: Vittaforma corneae ATCC 50505
Lineage: Eukaryota; Fungi; Microsporidia; Nosematidae
Exons: 1
Coding region: 1-336 (111 amino acids)
Source: RefSeq, a predicted model, not a curated record
AUGCUACUGCUACAGAAGACAUGCCGAAUAAAUUAUGGAAUGCUAACACCGCUCGUAGAACAUUACAAUCAUUUGUACGCCAAAUCAGAAUCUAUAUCUGGUCUUCUAACCAGCGAUGCUUGUAAAACUCAUAGAAACUUACUUGAUGUUAACAUCACUGUUGCUACAAUAUUAAAUAUUCUAGAGACGCAAGCCAAGUUUCAGACUGAGAUAUCAUUUAUUAAUUGGAAUGAGAACUUGAGUCUCAUUAGUGUCCAAACAUCACAAUUGCUAGAAACUGCCUUUUUCGAUAGUGAAUAUUUUAAAUACGAUACUAAAAAUGAUCCUGGUUUAUAA